This is a messenger RNA of Micropterus dolomieu (smallmouth bass), 1877 nucleotides long. It is a transcript of the gene wdr83, whose product is annotated as WD repeat domain containing 83. Gene Ontology annotation, molecular function: protein binding. The coding region runs from base 167 to 1120 and encodes 317 amino acids. Gene Ontology annotation, cellular component: catalytic step 2 spliceosome. Lineage: Eukaryota; Metazoa; Chordata; Actinopteri; Centrarchiformes; Centrarchidae. The record is from RefSeq and is a predicted model, not a curated record. The transcript is spliced from 10 exons. Gene Ontology annotation, biological process: mRNA splicing, via spliceosome.
AGUGUGCAUUGCGCGUACUAGCAAACAUGAUGAGAAAAAUGAAUGGAAGAAGCUAUUGAUUGUUACAAACAAGGGGAUAAACCUAUUUUUUUUAGUAAUUGCACCAGGAACGUCAACAUGCCACUCCUUUGAAAUUAAACUCUGGUAAAACGAUUCAAGUUAUGUCAUGGCGUUUCCUCAGCCCAGACCUCAGGCUCCUCAACUCCCUCAACAUCUGCUCAGGACCAUAGACUGUGCGCAAGGAGCUGUGAGAGCUGUUCGCUUCAACGCUGAUGGGAACUACCUGCUGUCUUGUGGCAGUGACAAAUCUCUAAAGCUGUGGAGUGUGAGCCGAGGGACCCAGCUGAAGACCUACAGUGGCCACGGAUAUGAGGUUCUGGAUGCUGAUGGUUCCUUCGACAACAGCCAGAUUUGCUCCUGCAGCUCGGAUAAAACAGUGAUCCUGUGGGAUGUCGCCACGGGCCAGGUCACACGUAAACUCAGAGGUCAUGCCGGGAAAGUCAACUGUGUCCAGUUCAACGAGGAGGCGACUGUCAUUUUGUCUGGGUCCAUAGAUGGGACAGUUCGGUGCUGGGACACCAGGUCCAGAAGAUUUGAGCCCAUCCAAGUUCUAGAUGAGGCUCAGGAUGGUAUCAGCAGCCUGAAGGUGGCACAACACGAGCUGCUCACCGGGUCUGUGGAUGGGAGAGUGAGACGCUACGAUCUGAGAAUGGGACAGCUGCAUGUUGACUUCAUCAGCAGUCCCAUCACAUGUGUGUGUUUCAGUCAGGACGGUCAGUGCACUCUGAGCUCCAGUCUAGAUUCAACAGUCAGACUACUGGACAAGAGCACCGGCGAAAUGCUGGGAGAGUAUACAGGACACAAGAUGAAGGGCUAUAAGCUGGACUGCUGCCUGUCCAGUAAAGAUACUCACGUCCUUAGCUGCUCAGAGGACGGUCAUGUCUACUGCUGGGACCUGGUGGAAGGAUCUUUGUCCUUGAAACUGCCAGUGGGGAAAGCGGUUGUCCAGUCAUUGUCCUUCCAUCCCACAGAGACCUGCCUCAUUACAGCCAUGGAGGGGCGUGUUCAGGUGUGGGGCGCAGAGCCAGAGGAGACAGAGGAGGAUGCAAUGGCCACAUAAUCGGUGAAAAUACUCAAAAGCCACAUUUACAUGCUAAGAGGAUUGAUUUAUUUUUCUGUUAUUUCAACAACAUACAGUCUGUGAACAUUGUAACUUUAAAACCUGAUAAACUUUAUGGUGGCUUGAAAACUAAUUAAUUAAUUAAUUAAAAAUAACUUACUCUCACAUUUCGUUUUUGACUCUAAACACAGGACCAUUGAAGGUUGUUUUUUUUUUUUAACAGUGUGAGCAUUUCUAGCAGAACUUGUACCCUGGCAUACUUGUCAAAUGUGAUACAGGGUAGGGACAGUGAAAAGUACACAUACCUGAGCAAUCAGACCUUUUUGAGAGGCACCAGGAAAAUCACACAGAUUCCUAAGGGAAUCGUUAUUUCUUUGCCUUUUGUUGGGUCAGUCAAAAAGGGAAUAGUCAAUACAUGAAAGUGAAUCACAUUUUCAAAGGCUCCUGGUGGUAGCCAAAGGGGGAAAUGUUUUAUUUUAGUCAGAAGUGAGCUACAUAGACACAUAGCAGCCAUCUUAGCCAGCUCAUCAGUCUGUCUUUAUGACUGUUAGCUUUACAAAGAUUUAGUUCUCUAGACAUGUCAUCUGACACAAAAACAGAAAAUGAUGUUGAACUCUGGUUCACAGAUGUACAGCGCACAUGAUCUGGAUGUGAAUCUAAUUCUAGUUAAAUGAUCUAGGACUUGGGUUUUUGUAUGUGUGCAAAACAUAUAUUUUUGUACAAAACCUUGAAUAAACAUAUUCUUGUAUACACCACA